AGAUAAAUUGUGCUGUUAACCGGAUGUUAAGUGCUUCUUAAGAAACAAAUUUGUGUCAAUAACAUAAAUUAAAAUUAUGAUCAUAUGCUAAGUGAUGGAGAAAUAGUUUUAAAUGUAAAAUAAACUUAAAAUAAAAAAGGUCUGAUGAGUGAAUUUAAGAGCAAAUAGAACAAUCAAUCAAGAAAUUAAUUCAUUCAUUUAUCCUAGAUGAAUAUAAAAAUGCUGUGCAAGAUUUUUACAGUGACUGCAAUCAUCGUAAAUUUCGUUCAUUCGGAGAAUAUCGAUUACCAUUGCAAGCACAACGAUGAUUUUUACUACACAACACCACAAAGUCAUUGUGAAUCAUAUUACCGAUGUCAAAGUAAUCAGAAAAUCAAAUAUGAUUGUCCUCGUGGUAUGAUCUUUAAUUUUUACGAGCAGAAAUGUGUCAGUGAUGCGAAUACUUGUUACGAGUCGACAUGUCAAGGAAAAGCCGACGGAUAUUAUCCAGAUACAACACAAUCAUGUCGAAGAUUCUUUCGAUGUUCAAAUGAAAAA
This is a messenger RNA of Clunio marinus, 537 nucleotides long. The record is from the annotation of a GenBank genome assembly. NCBI's taxonomy places the organism in Eukaryota, Metazoa, Arthropoda, Insecta, Diptera, Chironomidae.